AUGAAGAGUGCCUCCGAGGUCAUUGACCUCUUGCUGCUGCGCCUGGUGCAGCUCGGCACGGACCUUUGGUAUCAUCCUGCCAUCCAGAUUCUGCGCAAGUUUUGCCUUCUAACAGCCUUUCUCCUUGCCGUCUUUCACGUGAUGCUGGGCGCGGGAGUGGUCAUUUAUGGGCUGUUUUACUACGCCUACGUCCCAAAGGCUGCGUACGAGUGGCCCGUGCACUUGACACAGACAGGGGCUGAGCCCCUCGCUUCUAUCGUGCCGUUGAGCCCUUACACCGGCGGACCGACGCACACGCCCACCAGCGUCCUCAGUGCACGCACAGGCAGCUUCACAGCAACUUGCCAUUUGCUCUACUCGCUGGAGCAAGCCUUUGAGCUGCCCACAGAAGCCACACCAUUGGGCACGCCUUUUCCGGCCUUGUCAGGCAAAUCGAGCGAGACGCAACAGAGUGCACCGCCCACCGCGCAGCCGGGUCCGCUUGCUCCGUCCACUGCGAUCGUCACCUCUCAGGCUUGGCAUUUGGCUGCAACGGCGCCGCACAUACACAGCAUCCGGCGCUCUGCUAUGAUACCCUACCGUUCCACCAUGGUGGACACGCUGCGGAAGGCGCUUUUGAUUGUGCCGCUUACACUGGGGCUGUUGACAGAGAGUGACACCGUCUUCAUUCCGCUCUUUGAACACUUUGUGGAUGAUCUCGAAGCACCAGUCCAGUAUGCGCGCAUUGAAGUGUCGGCCCCGCGCCUGCAGGUUCAAUCAGCCCGCCUUAUUGCCAAAGCCAACAUGAAGGGCAUGGCCUAUUGGAUGUACCAUUGGUACAUUAGCAGCUUCUUCGUGGGUGUCAACGCCAUUGCCGGCACACUGACGGUCCUGGCAUUUGUCGUGUUGAUUGCCGUCUUUCAACGCGAGGCCACCGCCUUUUUUUCCCUGGAAGCAACGCCUGAAGCGUGGCAAGCCGAGCAACCCGAGGCACUCGCCAGUAAACCUAGGACAGUACCCGAGGGCCUGGUGCUCGAUCCGAUCACUAAUCUCUUCGUACUGCCAGCAGAGGAGAGCGAAGCAGCAGCUGUUGGCAACGAAUCAGACACACUCCUAGAGUUGACUGAGCCGGACGAACGCCACGAGCUCGAUCUAGAUGGUGCAGCAGCCGCAGGGGUGGAAAGUCAUCCGACUGAAGCCUCGCUGCGGCAUCGCCAUCCGCAUGUCCUCCAGACACCGUGA
This is a messenger RNA of Monosiga brevicollis MX1, 1221 nucleotides long. RefSeq lists its product as uncharacterized. NCBI's taxonomy places the organism in Eukaryota, Choanoflagellata, Craspedida, Salpingoecidae. Gene Ontology annotation, biological process: lipid droplet organization; lipid storage. The transcript is spliced from 7 exons. The coding region runs from base 1 to 1221 and encodes 406 amino acids. The record is from RefSeq and is a predicted model, not a curated record. Gene Ontology annotation, cellular component: endoplasmic reticulum membrane.